Camellia sinensis is the source of this 765-nucleotide messenger RNA. NCBI's taxonomy places the organism in Eukaryota, Viridiplantae, Streptophyta, Magnoliopsida, Ericales, Theaceae. The record is from RefSeq and is a predicted model, not a curated record.
UUUAGUCUUCUACGGUAGGAGAUGAAUAUUUAAAGUGUAUUAUCAUAUGAAAUUUCAGUAGGUUGGUUGUAACAGUACAAUUUUGUUGUUGAUGGAAACUUGAGGGUCCAAUUGUCUUCUAAUUUUGAUUGUGAUAUCAUUAAGUGACUUUUUCUUAUCUUUUAACUGAUUGAUCUUUGAAAUAUAAAGGACGAUGUUAAGUAUAUAUACAUAUAUGUAUUUAUAUAGACAUUGUAACUUACAUUGGCAUCUAAUGCAGGUGCGUUUGAUUGGGUAUUGCGUAGAGGGCUCUCUUUUUCUAGUCUAUGAAUUUAUCGAGAAUGGCAAUUUAAGUGAACAUUUACGUGGAGGGAGGGACCCCCUACCAUGGUCUACAAGGGUGCAAAUUGCCCUUGAUUCAGCGAGAGGACUUGAAUAUAUUCAUGAGCAUACUGUUCCCGUCUAUAUCCAUCGUGAUAUCAAAUCAGCAAAUAUACUGAUUGACAAAAACUAUCGCGGCAAGGUUGCAGAUUUUGGUUUAACAAAGCUGACUGAAGUAGGGAGUACUUCGCUGCCCACACAUCUUGUGGGUACAUUUGGAUACAUGCCACUAGAGUAAGAUAACUUCUUUAUUUACUUAUAUAUAAAAGAAAAUCAAUAUCAGCAAUUAAUCAUAGAAUUGGGUGAUGUCAUUCCAACUCUCACCCAAUCCAUAGAUUCAUGGUCAACCUUUUCUUAUAGAGCCUGAAAUUUAUCAUUGGGUGGUACUAUCGGACUUUAACCACA